CGAAUUUCCCAAACGCGAUUUCAUUUCACUUCAAACACAAGGUAAAAGCAUGUCGGUGAUCCAAGUUCUACACAAAAUUCUGCAAAAUGAAUGCUUCUUUUUGCUGGUUGUUCGGACCUCCGAGUUCUCGAAUAAAUUUCGUAUAGAACAGUGUAAAUGGAUUCGGCGGGGUCGGUUCACGCAUAGACAGGACAUGCCACCAUCGGCGAGUCAAACAGUGAUAACGUGUCGUCUAUUGACGCAGUACAGAUUUCCAUAACCGCCGGCGCUGGUUGCUUCCAUCUCCUUCCACUUUUUAUCUGUUUGUAUAUUUUCCACUUCGCUGCAACUGGAAUCUAUGGAGUUUUGAUUCGGAAUCGACUUCCCGCGACGGAAGAGCGCUUUCUCUUUUGGUUGAGAGGGGCUGGGCAGCCGCUUAUGUUACUGUGAUACUUUGAGGGAAUCUGUGUCGAGUUUGGUCUUUCUUUGGCCGGAAAACCUGCAAUGUCGAAGCAUUGAGCGUGCCGUCCGACGCUUGUGUUCUGCCAUUUUAAUAUCUGAGUUGGAGGUGAAGUCCUUUACAGAUAUAUUUGGGACAUAAUCUCAACAUGGCACUUUUGGAUCUCUUGGUAGCCGCUUCCAUGCCAGUCCUAAAAGUGCUAUUGGUGACUGCACUUGGGUUCCUUCUUGCAUUAGAUCACAUCAAUGUUUUGGGGGAGGACACAAGGAAGCAUAUGAAUAAUAUUGUUUUUUAUGUAUUCAAUCCAGCACUCGUUGCCAGCAACUUGUCUAGAACAAUAACAUUUGAAAGCAUGACAAAGUUGUGGUUCAUGCCUCUAAAUGUCCUCCUGACAUUUAUUAUUGGCUCAGUCCUUGGUUGGAUUGUCCUCCGAAUCACAACAGCUCCUGUACAUCUCCGAGGUCUAGUACUAGGGUGUUGCGCUGCAGGAAACAUGGGAAACAUGCUUCUCAUUAUAAUUCCAGCAGUUUGUAAGGAGAAAGGAAGUCCUUUUGGAGCCCCAGAUAGCUGUCGUCAAUAUGGACUCGCAUAUGCUUCACUUUCAAUGGCUGUAGGAGCUGUUUGUUUGUGGUCUUAUGUGUAUAAUAUUGUGCGCAUAUCUUCAAGUAACAGGUCAAAGGAAGUUGAAAUAAAUGAUUCUUCAGUCAGGAAGUCUUCGAGAGAAACCUCAAUAUCACAAAAACAGAUUUGUGAGGCGCCAUUUUUUACUUUGGGAGAUCAGUUGCCCUACACAAGAUAUGAGGGGAAAGCUCAGGUGGCAAUUCUAGAUAAUGCAAAGCAACACUUUGGCAUGCUUUUAAGAAAGAUGAACUUGAAGAGGUUAUUUGCUCCAUCAACUACUGGGGCGAUUGUUGGUUUCAUAGUUGGACUUGUACCUCAGAUCCAGAGAUCAAUGAUUGGUGAUGAGGCUCCUCUCCGUGUGAUCCAAGACUCUGCUUCUUUGCUGGGAGACGGAGCUAUCCCAGCUAUCACCUUGAUAAUGGGAGGGAAUCUUCUUAAAGGUAUACAGGGAUCAGCAAUUCAUAAGAGCCUCAUUAUCGGCAUCAUUGUUGCUCGCUACAUUGCCCUGCCUCUGAUUGGAAUUGCCAUCGUUAAAGCGGCAGUGCAUUAUGGGUUGGUGCAUGGAAAUCCAUUGUAUCAGUUCGUUCUCCUGCUACAAUUUGCAGUUCCACCUGCAAUGAACAUAGGCACCAUAACUCAGUUGUUUGGAGAUGGUGAGAGUGAAUGUUCUGUUAUUCUGCUGUGGACUUACGCUCUGGCUUCCAUUUCACUUACCCUUUGGUCUGCCAUCUUCAUGUGGUUGGUGGCUUGAUUUGGCAAAGACAAAUCCUCAAUCAAUAUUGGAGCUUUACUGAGUAAAUUAUCUGAAAUGCCAACUCAAUUUAGUAUCCAUUUAUGGUAACUGUAAAAGGUUUCUCCUUUUUGUUGUUGCUGAUCAGGGACAUUCUGGCAUUAUAUACUCCUUUGAAAGCAUACUUUAGUCCAUUGUUUUACAGUUUGGCAAUUUUUCACCCUGACAAGUACUCAAAAUCGUGGCUUCAUGUAUCCAAAACAUAGUAGUGUAGUGAGAUUAAACUGAGUUUAAACUUUGUAAUGGACGAAUAAAUUA
Diospyros lotus (date-plum) is the source of this 2108-nucleotide messenger RNA. Its product is annotated as protein PIN-LIKES 3-like. Gene Ontology annotation, cellular component: membrane. The coding region runs from base 588 to 1811 and encodes 407 amino acids. Lineage: Eukaryota; Viridiplantae; Streptophyta; Magnoliopsida; Ericales; Ebenaceae. The record is from RefSeq and is a predicted model, not a curated record. Gene Ontology annotation, biological process: endoplasmic reticulum to cytosol auxin transport. The transcript is spliced from 12 exons.